ACUAUCGUAUGURUCCCUUUUCGGACAUUCUCUGGACUGAAGAGGUCAAUUCGGGUAUAGUACCAAGACAAAAUAAGAUAAAGUUUCCCGAGUUUUAACCUUUCUGUAACAGUCAAAAACUACAAAACAAAGACAUGCAAGAACAGGAGAUGACUAAAAACACAUAGCAACAGUUAUCGAAACAGUACACAACUAAAUAAUGGGAAACAGUUUAAGCAAUUGCAAUUCAAUACUGAAGCCCUCAAGCGGCCGUUACUUUGAACGAAGAGUUGGCCCUGGCAUCAAUGAAAGAGUAGAAACAGUUCGCCGUCUUGUGUUCAAACCAAAACGAAAAAUCGUUAAUCAGUUACCUGAAGAGCUGAUGUCUUGUGAAGACGACCAUGAAUUGACUAAAAUGAUAAAAUCAGGAAUUGAUCCCCCKCUACAACUUUGCGUUCUCUGCGCCWACGCAACCAAAAACCAGCAYACAGUUCGCGCUGUAGGGUCUGGGUCGAGAUCGUCGCGUCUAACCGAAGCAUGUGACAUUCUUGUGGACAUGAGUGCKYUAAACAGAAUUCUUACCSAGCCUCCGGUAAAUCGMUCGGACAACAUGGACAAAGAAUUCGUGGACAUAGAAGUGGAGGGUGGUAUGUUAUUUUCCGAUUUCAUUGUGGAGCUCGACGYUAAAUAUGGACUUGGACUGCCUAUGGUGGGAGACUGUGGUGKACAGACUGUUGCUGGGGCUGCCAUGACGGGUGCGCAUGGAUCUGGGUUCUUUGCAGGCAUCAUAGCUACCUCCGUCGUUAGUAUCCACUUGAUCACGUGUCGUGGUAUCCAAGUGCGCAUAGAGCUUGGUGACGAGUCGUUUGAGCAAUGCCAGGAGAAGAUCAAAGAAGGCGWACCUUSUGGGRRCCCUGUGYUACUAAAGAGUACGGACAUAMUUCAAGGCGUGCUUWUGAGUCUYGGGUCASUUGGAAUAAUAUACUCGAUUACAUAUCGAUGUGUUCCAGUCUAUAACUUGGAGGAAAGAAGAAAACUAGUUCGAUUGCCUUGGAACGGAAUAGAAGGGUUUCGAGUCAAAGAUCGCUUUCUAAAGACGUUGUCUAACCCUGAACAAGGAGAGUAUUUCUCCUUCUUMAUCAAUCCUUAUCCAGAACCAAACAAUGUACGCAAGGCAGAAUGGUGCCUACCGCUGGACAAACUUGACGCGGCCCUAGGUGACGUCAUCGAUGUAAUGAUCCAGCAUGCUGUUCGGCAUCGUCAGUUUUCGUUGCUUCCGGUAUAUGUGAGCAUCUCAAAAACAGAUCACUUGUUGCUGAGCCCAGCAAACAGGAACUUUGCUACAGGAAUAGAGAAGCAUUGCUGUUAUAUCGAGGUACCUAUUCUAUCCAACAAGAUUGCAUCACAAGAUUAUCUAUCUUGCAUCGACGACAUACUCUUCGAAAARUACAACGCAAGACCUAACUGGUCCGCAAGGUUACUCCCACUAAACCACAGCCGAGUUCAGCAGCUAUACCCUGGCUUUCCUGAGUGGCAGAAAAUCUUCAAGCUUUUUAACAAAGACGGGACUUUUUGCAAUGAGUUCACGCAGCAACUGGAACUUGAUGACAGCAGUCUGAAAGACAAUCCUCAAGAUGGCGGCCAGAGUAGUAAAAUUAUAACUGUACAACCUCUUCCUGAAUGAAACCAGCUGUGCCACUAUUAGAACUCUUAAUAGUGAAGCCAGGGGAUGYCGAAUUUAAUUGUUGCUAAGAUUUGUAAUAAGGGAGGAGUAGGUGUGUCGCGAUUGCGCAYAAGCUGAAUUCUUGGGUUUCAACCAAUCAAAAAUCCCUCGAGAAAUAAAGUACAAAAGCUAUCGCCGCCAUUUUGGACGAUGAACAAUCGAAACGAAUGAGGAAUGCUUUGUUAUUGUCAUCAAACAUGGCGGCGAUGACGUAAACGUGCAACCUUAGAAUUAUUGAAUUUGGAAAUUCCUUUUGAGUUUAAUAUAUAUAAUACAAUUUACUAGUUAUGUCAGGGGGUSACCCAAUUAUUACUAUUAAGGUUUGUCAGGGGUGGGGUGUGUCAAUUGCUCACAAGGUGGAUUACCAAAGUAUUGAAUUAAAAAAUGUAGAAAUGGUGGGUUAGCUGGUGCCUCUGUGGAUGCCCACCUAGAUCUGUACCUGUACAAUUGCUAUUGUUCAAUCUACUAAAUAUGAUUUAAUGCUGAAUAAGAAGUGCUGUUAAAUAUUUCCUAGGCUGCAAAGCAUCAUGGUAAAAUUAAUUAGUUUUCUGACGACGAAWGUUGCCUAAAAUAAUUGAUAUUAAUUGAUGGCAAGAAUAGAAGAAUAAAAUUAAAAACUAGCUCAGA
This is a messenger RNA of Exaiptasia diaphana, 2329 nucleotides long. RefSeq lists its product as uncharacterized. Bases 200 to 1663 code for a protein of 487 amino acids. The record is from RefSeq and is a predicted model, not a curated record. Gene Ontology annotation, cellular component: membrane. The transcript is spliced from 5 exons. Lineage: Eukaryota; Metazoa; Cnidaria; Anthozoa; Actiniaria; Aiptasiidae. Gene Ontology annotation, molecular function: FAD binding; D-arabinono-1,4-lactone oxidase activity.